Dermacentor andersoni is the source of this 1175-nucleotide messenger RNA. RefSeq lists its product as uncharacterized. Lineage: Eukaryota; Metazoa; Arthropoda; Arachnida; Ixodida; Ixodidae. The record is from RefSeq and is a predicted model, not a curated record.
UCGCGGCACCGCUUGGGUCAGGGCAAUGGCCAAAGGCUGGCUGUCAUUCCUUGCGGUGUGCCUAGCGGGCUUCGCCGUGCUGUACCAAGUCGAGGUGGACCAAGAUCGCUGGGUUGCUUUACAAGUCAUCACGCUGAAGGCCAGCACGAGUGACGCCUACCGCUUUGUCACCAGCUCCGAGUACAUGAGCAAGUGGCUGCCGUUCGUAAGCUCGGUCCUCGAAGCCGAUGGCAAGCAGAUGUCGGUUGGAAAACAUUACCGAGCUACCUACGAGUUCCCCCUGAUAGGCGAGUUCCACAUGUCGUACCAUGUGGUGGAGUACGUGCCCCAUCGGAAGGUAGCCGUAGAGAGCGAGUCGUGGCUGCGUCCUCGCCUCGAGCUGCGCUUCGAGCCCAGCGAUGACGCCCAGUGCCGCAUGCACGUCCUGGUAUCCUUCCGCCGACGCAGCUACCUCUUUCAGUACACGCUUGGUCCCGUGUUGCACUUCGUAAGCAACCAGCAACUCCAGCGCUCCCUGUUCCUGCUACGAAUGGUCUUCCCGCAGUGACUAGGGCGUAGCCGGCCCCGCGCUCCCAAGCGUGGGCCGGAGUCGCUCGUCGUGAAGCUGCCCAGCGCGGGGUUCCGAUACUGAGCAACAUGCACGGUGCAAGGCCCGCGUGCGCAAAUGCCGAGCCCCGUGCUCCACUUCGGACGACGUGGAGUGGGACAAUGAACUGUACAUUCUAUGUGCAUACAAGCUGAAUUCUCUCUCUCGCUUUUUUUUUUCGGCCGUAAAUAUUUUGUAUCCUUACCAUUCUGACUUUAAGCGUUCCUCACUAUGUCUCGUCGUAAUCUUUUUGUUAUAUGCUGGAAAUUGCUUAGUCUGUACAAGUGAGGAGGAGGGUGAAAGGUGGGUGGCAUUUUAUUGUAAGUGCAUCUCAAAAUAAUUUCGUAAUAGCGGAUACAGCAGCAAAUAAAACGUUCGAGGUGAUGCUGCAAGGAGGCAAGCUAUACACUCCCGAUGGAGAUUCUUUCUCGAAUGAUGAUGAUGAUUUAUUGGCAACCCUUUCGAAACGGGGCUGUGACAAGUAGUCACCUAGCCUGCUUCAGCUAAUCAGGUGAUCUAUACAUAUUUAUCAGUCUAGCAUUUUUUUCUGUGUCUGCUUAAUAUUUCCUCUCUUCCUUAAAACAUCUAU